CAUCACUGCAAAGUUCUGUCCAGCAUAUUACAACAUAAUAAUAACUAGACGUCCUUCAAUGUUUCUCUGAUGAGGUUUACUGGUAUUUAUUUCUAAUUAAAAGAUAUCAUCUUUUAUUUCAUAUACAAACAUUGAAAAUGAAGCUGAGUUUGAGUUUGUUUCUGCAAUCGUUUUUUGUGUGCUUAACAAUCGAAACCUUAGUUUCAGGUGAUAGCACUGACAGCAGUUGCGAUAUUUACGGAAUUUUAAUCUACGAGGACUUUGGAUGCAAAGCUGAGUACGACAAUGCGUCGAAAUGUCCGUCACGUUUUUCUUGUAAAGGGCUAGAACCAUCUAAGAGUCAGUGUUAUUUUCGUGGAAAAUCUUAUCAAGAUCGUGAACACGUCAAUAGUAGUUUAACAAAUCCUUCAUGUGAUGAGGGAUGUUUUUGCAACACGAACGAAAACAGGUCUUCUUUCACCUGUGCAAUUUUAGAUUGUCCUGAAUGGCUGGGAGUACCUGUAAAAUUUGGAUGUUAUAGAAAUUACUCACUGGAUCAUUGCUGUUCAGUGGGAGAAAUUUGUCCUCCAUUUGAUGAAGAUACAAAAUGCGUAGUUAACGGCAAAGAAUUUAAAGAGGGUGAUAAGUUUUACCCUGAUAACACAUGUUUCGAUUGCGUGUGUCGGAAAGGCUUUAAUGGUAAGUUUGAAGAACCGUUUUGUCGCAGAAGAUGGUGUGGUCAACAGCUUCGACAGACUGGAACCCACAUUCAAGACUCUUGUGCCCCAUACUACCGUGUAGAAACCGAGGGCGAUCAUGUUGUCUGUUGUCCGGAUGACUGGAUUUGUCCUGAAGGUUCUGAAGUUAUUACAGGUGACGUCAAGUCAGAACGCUCCUGCAAGUUCGGGGUUCAAGUAGUUAAAGUUGGACAGACCUUUGAAAAAAAGAAUUUUACGGAUAAAUAUGGAAGACAUACUGACAAAGUAAAAUGUGAAUGCGUUAUUCCACCUUUAGUAAAGUGCACAGGCACCUAAAAGUUUGACCACUUUAAGUAUAUUAAGUGAGAAAAAAUAUAGUUCUUAAAGUUAUGUAUGCCAAAUUUUAAGAACAACAAUAACAAUACUGGGAUUACAUUAAAUCUUAUUAUUUUUACUAAUAAUCUUUACAACAUUAUCAUUAUGAGAUAUUUUUUGUAUUAAUAAACUACAUGUAUGUG
Messenger RNA from Tribolium madens (black flour beetle), 1195 nucleotides. RefSeq lists its product as uncharacterized. The coding region runs from base 138 to 1013 and encodes 291 amino acids. The transcript is spliced from 6 exons. Gene Ontology annotation, molecular function: protein binding. The record is from RefSeq and is a predicted model, not a curated record. Lineage: Eukaryota; Metazoa; Arthropoda; Insecta; Coleoptera; Tenebrionidae.